Ostrea edulis (European flat oyster) is the source of this 5642-nucleotide messenger RNA. Its product is annotated as glutamate receptor ionotropic, kainate 2-like. The record is from RefSeq and is a predicted model, not a curated record. Gene Ontology annotation, cellular component: membrane. The transcript has 13 exons. Lineage: Eukaryota; Metazoa; Mollusca; Bivalvia; Ostreida; Ostreidae. Gene Ontology annotation, molecular function: glutamate-gated receptor activity. The coding region runs from base 104 to 2446 and encodes 780 amino acids.
ACAUAUUGUCCUGACCUGACGAAUUAGUAUGACUGCAUGUUCGGAUAUUUACUGCAUAAGUAUCUGUAGAUAUGAAUGUGAGACUCUCAGAUAUUAGAAAACAAUGAAAUUUCAUCAUGUAAAAAGGACAGCUUAUCUGUUGUGCAUCCUAGCAGUGGUGUGUGACGGGAGUUGGAAAGUAGGUGUGAUAUAUCAAAUUGAUGAGUGGAGAGAUUUGCACAAACCAAACAAUUUGACAAGUGUUUUCGAGAUCUCAAAAGAUUACAUCAAUGGCACAAAUGCUUUAACUGCCGCACAAAAGGUUUACAACAUAUCUUCGGAUGGAGUAUUUGGAAUUAUAGCAUUCACGUCCUGUGUCAUGGCCCCAGUGAUAAAAAGCCAAGCCAAUGACAUGCACACUCCCAUCAUAAACAUUGUCAAACAUCACUGUCCAGCGGAUCAGGGUGGUGUUCAACUAUCUUCUAUUCCAAAUUGCAAUAUUCAAAAUUCAUUAAUCGUCGACAUAACCUUACACAUGCGAUGGCAGCGAGUGAAUAUCCUAUAUGAUUCAUCUGCUGCAUUGUGCAUUCAAGACCUGCUAACGCGCAUGAGUCUGAAGAACGUGUCCAGUAAAGUGACAUUCCUGACUGGUGGCAUUCCUUUAAAUUCAAUUCUGGCAAUCAUCGGUCGACAAUGGAUGAAGGAGGUCAUAUAUGUAUCUACAAGCGAACACACGGCGCUAGAUAUUAUCUCUGCCGCACAGGAAUUGGACAUGUUUAACAGUAGCUAUUACUGGGUUUUGAACCUGCAUCCUCACAAGUUGUGGAAUAGCACUGCUUACAAAUCAGUUCACAAAGGUCAUGUUCUUGUGGUUUCCCCUCAUCGUCAACACAAUGGAACGACUACACACGCCUUACUCUAUGAUGCUCUUUCAAUUUUUCAACGUGUGUUGAAUUUUUCAAGAGGCACGUGUGAUUCAGCGUCAUCAAACAGCGCUCUGCCGUUAUAUCUGACCACAAGACAGUUGAUGAACACACCAUGGAUAAAGGAUUGUGACAUUCUUGGAACUUUGGAGCUUCACGUUUACAGUACAGAUAAGGAAUCAUGGCCACCAUUGCAGGACGUUGCAGUGUAUACUCAAAUGAAUGUUCUGAACAUAUCUGGGGAACGUCUGUACAAAAAUACUUUCAAUGGCUUUAACAACAAGACACUGAAAGUUGUCUCUGUAGUGGGUGAACCAUUUCAAAUGAGAGUAGAUGAAGGCAAUGGUAAAUUUUACUUCUACGGAUUUACAUACGACAUCCUGGAUGAGUUUGCAAAAGAGUUCUCGUUUCGAUACGAGAUUCUGGACUCUGUGGAUGGUCUGUAUGGAAACCCAACAGAAGAUGGCCAAAAUGCCACCGGAAUAGUCGGAAUGGAGGCUGACAUAGGCGUCGCUGGCUUUACAAUAACUAAAGAAAGAAAAGCUGUCGUAGACUUUCUCUAUCCUUUUCAAGAAGAGGGUAUUGGCAUAAUAAUGAAGAAGGUUGAUAACAAGGCUGGAAAAAUGUUCCGGGUCUUCAGUCCGUUUGAAAUGGAUUCCUGGCUUGCUACUACGGCAGCAGUUUUGGUGGCUGGUAUAGUCCUAUCGCUGAUUGUUAAGCUCAGUCCAUUCAAUACCAGUACUGGAUUAAAGGAAAGUGUAUCAAGAAGCUUCUGGUUGGCAUUCUCUACAUUUCUUCACCAAAGUGGAGAAAAAACGCCGAAGUCUGCCUCUGGUCGAAUCGUACUUGGAAUAUGGUGGAUGUUUACAAUCAUAAUUGUAUCUCUUUAUACUGCCAACCUUGCUGCUUUUUUCACCAUAUCCCUGGCCAAGGCACCGAUAGAUAGCCUACAGGAACUUGCCUCCCAAACAGUAUACAAACCAUUGAUCAAACAAGGCUCAAAUCUUCAUACGUUAUUCCAGAACGCAGAAGAAGGACUCUACAAGAAAAUUUGGGAUAUGAUGGCUGACAUGCCUAAAAUAAAAACAGCCGAGGAAGGGUAUGCGAUGAUAGUCAAAGGAAAAUAUGCCUAUCUGACAGAUGAGUCUGAAACAAAGUACAAAGCCAUGUCAGAUUGUAUGAUUCUGGAAGUAGCGAAGGAGACGUUUCACAAAGCAGAGUUGUCGUUCGUUAUAAAUAAGGAAGCAGAAUUCAAAGACGCUUUUAAUAAUCAUAUGCUUAAAAUGGUGGAAGGAGGCAUUGUGGAUAAAUUCAGGUCUAAAUGGUGGCCUCAGAACAACUGUCCUUCAAGCACCACAGCCACCGAACUAGUGUUUGAAAGUACGAGUGGAAUAUUCGUGGUGUAUGGUGGAUUUUUAGUGAUUUCAUUAACUUGCUUUAUUAUAGAAGUUUUACUUAUUCAAGGCAAGAAACAUACUUCGAAUAAGGUUCAGUCUCCACCCAAUGAUAUCAAAGAUAUCUCACUUAUAAUGGUUGAUAUCUAAGGCUCAGUCUCCACCCAAUGAUAUCAAAGAUAUCUCACUUAUAAUUGUUGAUAUCUAAAAAAGAAUUUGAUUCUGUGUAAAGUAUGGGGCAUGAGAUAAAGACCAUAGCUUACUGUACUUUAAAUUGUGGAGCGACUGUUAGCGAAAUAUUGUAAAAAUAUUGUAUAAAUAUAGAAUAAAAUGCUACUGAUUAUGACAGUUAUAAGCAUUAAUUCAUUCCAAUCUCCGAAUUGUUUAUUGGACUUUUAGAUUCGACUUAGUUUGUUUGAUAGUAUAUGGAAUUGCAGCUAAUGUACGAUGUGCAUGAGGUAGCGCUUAUAUUUUGAAUACAUACUAGUUUACAAAAAAAAAAUGAGUUUGAUAGCAAGCUAAUAAAACCAAACAUACCGGUAAAGAGACAUACGAUAUCAUAUACAUAUGUAUGACGGACCUAUCAUAUACAUAUGUAUGACGGACCUAUCAUAUACAUAUGUAUGACGGACCUAUAUGAUGAACAAAGGUGAUAUAUAAUGUAGAUUUGCCUUUAUCAAAUUAUCAUCCUUGUAUACGUCAAAUAAGUUAACGGUUUAGAGGGAAUAGUUUAUUCAAACUUUAUGCCAUUGUAAAGCAUGAAAAGGAAAAUGUUGAGAAUGUUAGUUGGAAAAACUUUCAAAUAUUUUAACAUAAUUUGAACAUCUUCAUUCCUCUUUAAAAUUCCAUUGUGAAUUUUAUCAAACGCCAGUUGUGGUUUUUUUUUAAACUUGUUACUGUGUAUAUAUAAACAAAAGAAAUUAAAUUAAAUUUCAUAUGUACGUACUGUUAAUUGAACGUCAGUUUUGAUAUUUUAAAAUAUACUUAUAUCCAGCUCCAGUAUUCUAUAUUUGAGACCAUGGAUCAGGGACAACACGGCCAAACCAAGUCAUACUCAGACAGACUAUUAUCAAUGUACUAUUAUCAAUGUAGAAUGAUUUUUCGCCAUUUUAUUUAAUGCUGCACACCAUGGUUUUCUUGAUUACAGAAAAUUAAUAUUAACUACAGUAAAAGUCAUUAAAAGUUCAGCAAAAAACUAACUACAUAUUCCGAGUGAACAGAAUCAAACCAAUGGUCAAACACAUUUAUUUAUUUCUGCAGAUUUCAUUAACAUUGGUAUAUCAUUGUACACUAUAACAUCAAUUUUUCUCAAGCUGAUUCUCUUGAGCGAAGUGACUUCCAUGAAAACUACAUGGUUGGACUUUUUAAACUAUAAUAUGAAACGUUGCUACAUCGUCCUUGUAUUUUCACAUCGUUGCUUCAUCGUCCUUGCAUUUUCACAUCAUUGCCCCAAAAGCGAGAGAAUGAAGAUGCGAAUAGCCUGAUCAGAACAUCACACUGGGAAACGAGUUUCUCGGGAUUCCGAGAAACCGUAAAAAAUACUAAAGAACUACGAACGUUAACUAUGGAUUCCCGCCUAAAUUUUUAACUCGUAUAAUUUAAAAAGGCUUUGCAAUUUUGCUAAUGAGAUUUUUUUUAUUGCAAAGUACAAUGCAUUAGUAAUUGAUUAUUAACUUUAACUAAUUGCUUUUAAUUACAACUCCUUUUGAUUAGGGGUAGAGAAAUCUGUUCCUUUAAAUCGGGCUUUAAAACGUUAUACAUUUAAAAUGCUUAUUCAUACAAAUAAAAAACCAUUUAUUUAGUCAAAUUAUUUUACAUUAUUGAGUAAGGAAUGGCUAAUCUUCAUAAUUCAUAGUUUAACCUCAUUUCCAUGAAAUGAAUUUUGUAAUAAUUGAGAAAUAGGAGAUGAAUUCCAUUUCAUUUUACAGUCUCCAACUUUUUCACAAUUAAGGAAAAAAUACAUAGACAAUUUUUUUUAUGAAAGACCAAAUGUUCUCAAGUUUUCUAAUCUAUUGUCAACUCAAGAUAAGAAAAUAUUAAGAAAUCUCUGUGUUUUUAUUUCUCAUAUUUUUGAGAUUGUUUGUUGUUGUUCGUAAUUGUUCUUCUGCUACCCCUUAAACGCAUUACUAUUAUGUUUAUUUAUACAUACAUUGUAUUUCAUGUUUCCCUCUGGUAACUAAGAAAGCUGUAUUAUUCCAUAUAUGAACCUCUGACGAUUUUUCUUGCAUGUACAUUGCAUUAUAUUUAUUGCACCUCAUGUACCGUUUAACAUGGUUUGAGCGAAAUAAAUUGAAUUGAAUUGAAUCCAAUUGAUGAAAGAGUGAACAUUUUCGCCUUGUUUUGGUCUGUAAACAUAUGCCCCCCCCCCCCCCCCUCCCUGAAACAACAAAAUGUUUGGUGUAAAUUUGCUACUUGACAAUUUCUAAUACUCGUGAAAAGGAAUUUGUGUUUCAGGGGGAAAGAUGUUUUCAAAAUAUUUUCCGUUUUUCAUUGAUUUCUAUAACGAAAUACGUUAUUUUAACCCAAAUUAUAGAGUUAUCUCUCUUUGUUUUGCCAGAUAAAUAUUUUUUUAUGAAAAUUCAUAUAAAUAUCCAUUUUGACAUUUUAAAAAUGAUAAUUUUCACGAAACAAUACUAUCGUUCGCAGUUCUUAGCGGUACCGGUGUAUUAUGCCGUUACUACUAGGGUGAAAAUCCACUACGAUCCAAGAAUGGUUCUUCUAUAUGGACAUCAAUAACAAAUUCCUGAAAUAUUAAAGACGUUCUAUAAAGGUAGCUUACUAGUAUUAAUUCACUUCAAAAGUUAUUUAUUUGAAGUGUCUCUUGGUCUGGUUUUUUUUUUAAUUCGGUUGUCAUACAGUUGACAAAAUGAUUAACGAAAGUCUUUCGGAAGAUACAUUUAUCCAGUGCAUUUGCUAUGACCAUUUUGAAAUACUAAAUCCAUAUUAUAAAGUAUUAUGACAUGUCAAACGUGCAUUAUUAAAUAUUUUCCAUGUGUAUUGUAUUCCAUUUAUGUUGUAUCAUUUGUCAUUUGUAUAAGAUAUUUUCCAUUUGCCAUGUGAAAUUUUUGGUUUGUAUUAUGUAAAACUUAUACGGUACCAAUUUUGAUGCACCAGAUGCGCAUUUCGACAAAUAAUGUCUCUUCAGUGAUGCUCAACCGAAAUGUUUGAAAUCCGAAAUAACUAUGAAGUUUUAGAGCUAAAUAUUAUAUAAUCUUUCAUUUCUAUCGUAUAAUUUGUAUUGUAUUCGAGGGAUUUUUUUAAAUUUUGAUUUGUUAUAUGGCUUUGUUAAAAACCACUCUGAUUCCACGCACAAGUACUCUGAAGUUGAAAUAAAAGAUAUGCUAGA